Molecule: messenger RNA, 1229 nt
Organism: Chanos chanos (milkfish)
Lineage: Eukaryota; Metazoa; Chordata; Actinopteri; Gonorynchiformes; Chanidae
Gene: npm1b
Product: nucleophosmin 1b
Exons: 11
Coding region: 1-915 (304 amino acids)
Biological process (GO): ribosomal large subunit biogenesis; regulation of centrosome duplication; chromatin remodeling
Cellular component (GO): cytoplasm; ribonucleoprotein complex; nucleoplasm
Molecular function (GO): chromatin binding; histone binding; RNA binding
Source: RefSeq, a predicted model, not a curated record
AUGGAAGAAGAUAACAUCCAUGACUUUAACAGACCUCAGAUGUUUUUAUUUGGUUGUUCGCUAAAAGCGGACAAAAAGGAGUUCAAAGUUGAGCUAGACGAUGAUGAGGCGGAUCACCAACUGUCACUCAAAGCGGUGUGUCUAGGCGCAGAGGCUGAGGACCAGUUUCACACGGUCGAAAUGGAGGGAACGACAUAUGAUGGCAAGACUAUCAAAAUCCCCCUGGCUGUGCUGAAACCGUCUGUGCUGCCUUCGUUGAGUUUGGGAGGUUUUGAGGUCACCCCACCUGUAUCUUUCCGUCUCCGGUCUGGUGGAGGCCCGGUCUAUAUAAGUGGGCAGCACUUUGUCAGUAUGAAAGAAUCUGAUGAUGAAGAGGAAGAGGAGAACAACUCUUCCCCAGUGAAGAGGCCUUCUAACAUGGUACUUAAGAAAGCUCCUCUUCAGAAAAAGCUGAAAAUGGAGUCAGAUGAUGAUGAUGAAGAUGACGAUGAUGAGGAUGACAGUGAGGAAGACGAUGAUGAAGAUGAUGAUGAAGAGGAUGAUGAAGAUGAUGAAGAAGAAAAGACCACACAAAAGAGUUCUGUCAAACCCCCGACAAAAACCGGAGAGAAGAAUCCCAAAAGUGCAGACAAACAGAACGGCUCCUCAGGGAAGAAGGAGGCACCUGCAGGGAAAAUCCAAACCAAGACCCCGGUUGAAGGAAAGAAUAAGUCUGGAGCUGGUCCUUCUGGAAAGACCCCAAGCUUAACCGAAAUCAAGAGUCGUCUAGCAGCAGCUGCGAAAGAGGGGAAGGCUCUUCCAAAGACCGAACAGAAGUUUGAGAAUUAUGCCAAAAGUUCUUGGAAGAUCACAGACAAAGAAGUAAUCAAAGAUCUUUGGAACUAUUUACAGACACUGAAAAAAGAGAAAAAAUAAAAAGUCGCGGCGCUUACGACUCCAUGUGAUUUGCUCCCCGGCGUGCGAUUUUAUAUUCCUAUUUGUGAAAGGACUAAGGAGAGUGAGUGACUGUGUUCCCCUGUAGCUGUGAAUACUGGCCUUUUAUACUUAAAUGGAUUCCCUUCACUCCAUAUGGAAAGCUCCUGCUGGGAUGACGUUGAGCACUCGUCAACAUGAUUUCAUGUGAUUUAUAACUGAAGUUCAAAGCCUCCUACUAAACAAUUUAUUAUUACAGUCCAACAAGUGCAAAAGUGGUUACAUAGAGCCAAAUUACUCCAGUCAUGACACAAGCA